AUGCUCACUAAGGUGUUUUAUUUGGUUCUUUCGCUAGCUGUCGGUGCACAUCUGUUUAAUUACUUCUUAGGUGAUCAGUUCGAGGAUUAUUUGAAAGGAGGAACCUAUGAAAAUGAAAUGUUGGGGGCUGCUGCCGGUAAUAAAUGCAAUCGGUAUGAUAAGUUGCUGGGCAACACCGAGGAGUACAUUUUCAACAAGAUAGUACAAAACGAAAGUUACAGAAACGCUACUGCCUAUAAAUUGGCUCGUGCUGUUCAAGUGGAUACAACAAUAGAAGAUGAUUACCCAAAUCCAGAAUUUCAACCAGACUUUCCAGGAUGGGUGAAGUUUAAGAAACUGCACGCUCAAUUAGAAAAGGAUUUCCCAUUGGUUUGGUCAAAUCUAAAGGUGGAAACGGUCAAUGGUUAUUCGUUGUUGCUUACCUGGGAAGGUUCUGAUGCUUCUUUGAAACCCAACUUGUUCAUGGCUCAUGAAGAUACAGUCCCUAUUGACAAUGCUACGGUAGAUCAAUGGGAGCAUGCUCCAUUCUCUGGGGAUUUCGACGGUACUUACAUAUGGGGUCGUGGUUCAAUUGAUGACAAAAAUAUGUUGAUUGCAAUGUUGGAAAGUGUCGAAUUCAUCUUGCAAAAUGAACCGGACUUUAAGCCAAAGCGUGGAUUACUGCUCGCGUUAGGUGCAGAUGAAGAAAUAUCAGGGUAUUUUGGAAACGCAUAUAUCAAAGAUAUCCUUCUAGAAAGAUAUGGUGAAGACGGUGUUUACUCUAUUGUCGAUGAAGGUGGUAUUGGUAUUAGCAAAUUGGGAGAUAUUUGGGUUGCAUCACCAGCUACUGGUGAGAAGGGUCAAUUGAACUUACACUUCAAAGUUAACGGCGCGGGUGGCCAUGCUUCUGUUCCACCAGACCACACUACUGUUGGUAUUGCCUCUGCUAUUAUUGCUGAAAUCGAAAGUCAAAAAUUCCCUCAAUUAUAUACUGAGCAUAAUCCAAUUGCAAAAUUAAUGCAAUGUGCAGCAGACAACUCACAUAUGUUACCACCAAGUUUGAAAAAAGAUAUUAGACAUGCCACUAGGGAUGAAGCUGCUAAACAGAGAGUUCUAGGUUUUAUUAACAGAAUGGGUGGUAAAUUAGUCUCUUAUUUAUUCCGUACCUCCCAAGCAGCUACAAUUGUCGAUGGUGGUGUUAAGGCUAACGCAAUUCCAGAAACUACUGACUUCAACAUCAAUUCAAGAAUCUCAGUCGAGUCUUCCGUCCAAGAAACAAUCGACAAGCUAGUCUCCCAGGCAAUGGUAGUUGUCAAGAAAUUUGACCUAGGUUUGACGGUGUUAGGAAAGGAAAUUUUGCCAAAGACUGCCAAUGGUGACGUUAUAGUGUCCGUUCUUAACAAAUUAGAGCCAGCUCCAGUUUCACCAACCAACGAGGUAUGGUCUGAAUUUGCUGGUUCAAUUAAAGGUUUCUUUGAAGAUAUAAUAUUCCCAAACAAAUUGCAACAGCAAGUCGAUCUUAUCGUCGCUCCAUCGGUGAUGCCAGCUAACACUGACACAUGGCAUUAUUGGCAAUUGACCAAGAAUAUUUAUAGAUUCCAACCUGCUUUAGUCAAUUUGGAAUUGGUCUCUCAUAUCCAUUCUUCUAAUGAGCACAUUGACUUAGACACAUUGAUGUAUGCCGUGGGUUUUUUCUACAACUAUAUUCAUGUUAUUAAUAAAUAA
Molecule: messenger RNA, 1704 nt
Organism: Tetrapisispora phaffii CBS 4417
Lineage: Eukaryota; Fungi; Ascomycota; Saccharomycetes; Saccharomycetales; Saccharomycetaceae
Product: Gly-Xaa carboxypeptidase
Exons: 1
Coding region: 1-1704 (567 amino acids)
Cellular component (GO): fungal-type vacuole lumen
Molecular function (GO): metallocarboxypeptidase activity
Source: RefSeq, a predicted model, not a curated record